AACAUAACAUUACAGAUCAGCCCAACCUAAAUCUAAGUUAUCACUUUCAACGGACUUCCAAUUUGGGAGGACGGGGUAGUAGGAGGACAAUAAAUCCACAAACUGAAGCUGUACGAAACGCGCCACCCUUCUCGCGUGGAGCAACAAAUAAUGAACUUAACUCUAAAUAUCAACUUGCAACAGCACCGAAAUCUCAACCGUUAAUAAUCCCUCCGUUUCCAGAGGGAAAAAAUCCCAGCGCUCCAUAGCUUCGUGCUUCGCACGCUCUGUCCAGUCGCGUCAAUCUUCUACCUCCUCUCCUCAUCGCUGCCCUUUGAUGCUCUGCCCAAUGGACUAUCCUAAAACCAGAUCAAAAAACAUGAUUGGUAAUUGCAGAUCUCGGGAUCUAACUGUGAAGCUGGAGUGUAUUGAUUGCAGGCGUUCUACGGAGAAAGGUAGGUUGAUAGUUUAUUUACCGUAAAACCCUAGUUAACGUAUAUUUGGAGAGAAUUUACUCGUUUUCGUUGAAUUCGAAGAUAUACGUUUCUUAUUCGAUUGCAUACAUGUUAAUAUUCGAUCUGUGAAUGAAUUAAUCAGAGGUUUGGAGUUGAAUGUGUUAAAAACGAUGUCUGGUGGUGGUGUAAGUGGAGGACAUGAAGGGUCCAAAGAGAAGCUUGGAUUGGGAGACAAAGUGUACACAAGGAAGUCCAUCAAAGGGGUAAAUAAGACAUCUAAAAACAGUGGUAAUCCUACAGAAGAGCUUCACAUUCAAUCCCAAGCUGCAGAAGAAGCUGAGUGGUCCCAACCUCUAGUUAAUUCCCUUCCUAUUGUGCCGCGGGAAGGUUCUUCAAGUCUUAAACGGUCAUCCGCUGCGCCAAUGGGCAGUCGUGCAGUGGUUGCAGGUAGUGAAGGGCCAAAACUGGGAUUUACAAGGCAGGAAAACAGGGUUACAAUUAGCUUAUCAUCAAUGAAGUCUAAACGAGAAAUGCGAGAGCUAAGGAGGAAGCUGCAGAGUGAGCUGGAUGUGAUUAGGAGCUUGGUGAAGAAUAUAGAGUCAAAAGAUACACACAAGAAUGACCCUAUAGGACCUUUGCACCAAUUGAGUGUGUCAGUGUUGGAGAACAGUCAUGGUGUAAAUGACAACAUAGAUAAAGAUAAGAGGACGCCCAAGGCAAACCAAUUAUAUAGAAACUCAGAUUUUUUGCUUGCAAAAGAUAAGAUCCCACCUUCUGAAAGCAACAAGAAGGCGAAACCAAACACGAAAGCAGGGCAUGGUUUUGGGUCUGGAAAGCCAUCUAAUCAAGUGUUCAAGAAUUGCUGUGCCUUACUGGAAAGGUUAAUGAAGCACAAGCAUGGUUGGGUGUUUAACCAGCCAGUUGAUACUGUUGGUCUUGGUUUACAUGACUAUUAUGACAUCAUUAAGCAACCAAUGGAUCUUGGCACAGUGAAAUCCAGACUGGACAGUAAUUGGUACAAAUCUCCUAGAGAAUUUGCAGAGGACGUUAGACUUACAUUCAGGAACGCUAUGACGUACAAUCCAAAGGGGCAAGAUGUUCAUGUAAUGGCUGAGCAGCUCUUGCAGAUAUUUGACAACAAAUGGGCUCCUAUUGAGGCGGAAGUGGGCUUACUGACUCCUACAUCCACCAGGAAGGCCCCUAAGUUACCAAACUCUGAAAUGAGAAAAUUAGCUGGCAGGCCUGAGCCCCUGACUGACUUGAAACCAAAGCUGAAAUCCUCACAGCCUGGGAGAAUCGCUGCCCCUAAGAAGCCAAAGGCAAAGGAUCCCGAUAAAAGGGAUAUGACGUAUGAUGAGAAACAAAAACUUAGCAUGAACCUCCAAAGCUUGCCUUCUGAAAAGCUUGAAAGUGUAGUGCAAAUUAUAAGAAAGAGGAACUCCUCUCUCUGCCAACAAGAUGAUGAGAUCGAAGUAGAUAUUGACAGUGUUGAUAUAGAAACUCUUUGGGAGCUCGAUAGGUUUGUAACCAACUACAAAAAGAGCUUGAGCAAGAAUAAAAGAAAAGCUGAAAUGCCUGAUCCUGCAUCUCAACCAGUUCAAGAAGAUGAACAGCCUGUCAAAGAGAAGCAGAUAGAAGUUCCAGUGGCACUAGAAACUGCAACAGAUGCUGUAAAGAAAACUCAAAGUGACGGAAAAGCAGAAAGAAAUGACAUUUCUUCUGCUCCUGCUGAAGGGGAAAAUGUAAAGAACAAUGCAACUAAAUCAAGCAGCUCUAGCAUUGAUUCAGGGUCUUCAUCCAGUGGUUCUCAAAGUGAAAGCUCAUCAGAAGGUGGAUCUGAUGCAGAACAUUCGCCAAAGGUCUGAUGUAGUUUCUCAGAUCCAGCAGUGGCGGUAAGUUUGAGGCUUUGAGCUUAACAUCUUCAACAUCCCGCAAAGCGUAUCUAAGACAGGGUGUUUGUGGUAAAUGCUGGCUAUUCCAUGGGGGGUUUGUAUGAUCAAUAAUGUAUGUAGUGUACUAGGGCCAAUCUCAGCAUGUGUAAUUGUGUAGUAUGUUAGCUUUGUGCAUUUGCUAACAAUUAUCAUCACAACAUAUCCUCAGAGAUGCUGUAUUUCUUGGGCUGACGUGUAAGUCAGCAUUUGUAACGAUUUGUGUAAAUGAGUUAAACAUGAUUGUGGGUCCGCGGUUGGUUUGGACCCGUUUAAGACCAUUUGCUUCUUUACGUUUAGCAAACUGAACAAGGAUAAAAAAGCUCUUCGUGAAAAUAAUUGAUAGUUA
Molecule: messenger RNA, 2711 nt
Organism: Cuscuta europaea
Lineage: Eukaryota; Viridiplantae; Streptophyta; Magnoliopsida; Solanales; Convolvulaceae
Source: the annotation of a GenBank genome assembly